Molecule: messenger RNA, 975 nt
Organism: Capronia epimyces CBS 606.96
Lineage: Eukaryota; Fungi; Ascomycota; Eurotiomycetes; Chaetothyriales; Herpotrichiellaceae
Product: chitinase
Exons: 1
Coding region: 1-975 (324 amino acids)
Biological process (GO): carbohydrate metabolic process
Cellular component (GO): extracellular region
Molecular function (GO): chitinase activity
Source: RefSeq, a predicted model, not a curated record
AUGCCACCCCUUCCGACCACGAGCCCGCCAAUUUCCAUCUCCUCCUGGACUCCGCGUGUGAUCUGCUACUUCCAGACUUACCAUCACAACAACGAGUACAUUUCACUUCUCCCCUUGAUCACUCACCCAUCUGGAGUGACGCAUGUCAUCCUCGCCGCGAUUCAUGUGAACUGGGACCCCAACAGCCUGACGCUGAACGACGACGCUCCCGACCAUGACAAGUACACUCAGCUCUGGGACGAGGUGGUGGUGCUGCAGGACUCGGGAAUCAAGGUGCUGGGCAUGCUUGGCGGCGCGGCGCGCGGGAGCUUCGCGAGGCUGGACUACAGCGAAUCGCGAACCGACGUGCCCCUGGCGAGGUUCGAGGCUUACUACGGCCCGCUCCGAGAUAUGAUUCGCAAGUACGGCCUCGACGGGCUGGACUUGGACGUCGAGGAGGAGAUGUCUCUCCCUGGAAUCAUUCACUUGAUCGACCGGCUCAAGAGCGAUUUCGGCCGCGACUUCAUCAUCACGCUGGCGCCCGUCGCCACGGCGCUGAUGGCCGGCCGCCCUCACUUGUCCGGCUUUGACCAUCGCAUGCUCGAGGCCGCCCGCGGCAGUAGCAUUGCCUGGUACAAUGCCCAGUUCUACAAUGGCUGGGGUGGACUGCACAACACCAAUGCCUACGACGAGAUCAUGCGCAAUGGUUGGCCCGCCGAGAAGGUCGUCGCCGGCAUGCUGACCAACCCCAAACAUGGCGGGAGUGGCUACGUGCCGCUGGAGCUGUCCGCUGCCGUCUUGAGCUUGCUGAUGGAGCGAUAUCCUACCUUUGGCGGCGUCAUGGGUUGGGAAUACUGGGACGCCCUGCCACAGGAGCAGAGUUGUUGGAUGUGGGCUUACUGUAUGGGCUUGUGCAUGGGCCUCAAGAAGCUGAGGGAUAUCGCUGUCAUGAUGCGUAUGGGGAGAGGUAUAGAAGCCAUGAACCUCACUCGGUGA